AUUACACAAUCGGUGUUGUUUCGUUCCAAUAUUACCAACACCAUUAGUCUUCAACUGAUUCAGAUGCCAAAGAUCAUUACUUGACGCAUUUCGGUUACGACAAUGGCGCAUUAUGCUGCUUCUGAUGGUGUUAUGGCAUCAUGGUUAACGUUCGUCGUGUUUCUAGUGAUUCGCCAACUGAUCAUUGUUCGCUACCGAAAUAUUCGGAAUCAUAGACUUGUAUUCUUUGUUGUGUUGGUUGGGUCAGGGAUAUUGAUUACUAUGCAUUUUUGGGAUUUAGAAACAGUUCCAUAUACCAAGAGAACCCGCUGCAUUUUGUUAUCUAAUGACAUGGAGAGGCAACUUGGUGAGGCUGAAUUCGAGAUAAAGAAGGCGAGUUUUAAGGGAAGGAUCUUGCCUCCCAUACACCCUGAGAGUGUGAGGAUAAGGAUGAUAUCAAUGGAAAUCAUUGAUACCUUGCAGAGAGGGUUGAGCAAGGAACAAGUUUGGAGUGAUGCUAGUGCUUAUUGUAAGGCAGAGAGUGGUUGGCACAAGGAAGAUGAAAUCCUUGAUGACAGUUGGGUUCAGCAAAGUAGAAAGAAAGGGGCAGCUGCCUCGCAUCUCCAUGGAUUGAAUUGGGAGGUGCUUGUUGUCAAUGAGUCGGAAGUCAAUGCCUUUUGGCUACCUGGUGGUAAGAUUGUUGUAUACACCGGAUUGUUAGAGCAUUUUAAAAGUGAUGCUGAGAUUGCUACUAUAAUUGGACAUGAGGUUGGUCAUGCUUUGGCCCGACACACCGCUGAAUAUAUGACGAAGAAAUUGUGGUUUGCUAUCCUGCAGUUUAUUCUUUAUCGAUUUGUCACCCCGGAAAUCGUCACCAUAAUGUCUUCUCUUUUCUUGAGCCUACCAUUCAAUCGACUGUAUAACUUCGAUGGAAAUGGAAGCCGAUUACAUUGGCCUGCUCUUAAUUGCUUCCGCCGGAUAUGAUCCACGGGUGGCGCCCACAGUGUAUGAGAAGCUGGGAAAAGUCAAGGGUGAGUGGGCACUUUGGGACUAUCUCUUCACUCAUCCAUCUGGAAGAAAGAGAGCAGAGUUGCUCUCCCAGGCCAAAAUAAUGGAAGAAGCAUUCACCAUAUACAAGAAUGCUAGGUCUGGAAGAUGUAUUGAAGGAUUUGUUUGGACCAACAUAACUUAUAUUGCCACACCAGAAUCAACAAAGAACCUGUAGAUGAAACUUAAAAGAAUUCUGUUUUAGCCAAAAGAAAAGCUAGACAAUUUUCUGUAUGAUGAAUUUUGUCAACAAUUUAGUUUCAUAGAUAGAUGUUUGUUACGUAAAGUGUUAAUUGCACAGCGCUUCAAAGAAAAUUAUUGAUUAGAUCAUCUGUUCUAACAUCUCAAAGGUGUUUCUAAGGUAGAAGGGACUAUUUUUUCAUGUGUUCA
Arachis ipaensis is the source of this 1416-nucleotide messenger RNA. The record is from RefSeq and is a predicted model, not a curated record. NCBI's taxonomy places the organism in Eukaryota, Viridiplantae, Streptophyta, Magnoliopsida, Fabales, Fabaceae.